Messenger RNA from Callithrix jacchus (white-tufted-ear marmoset), 3434 nucleotides. It is a transcript of the gene PHACTR1, whose product is annotated as phosphatase and actin regulator 1. Gene Ontology annotation, biological process: cell motility; stress fiber assembly. The record is from RefSeq and is a predicted model, not a curated record. Lineage: Eukaryota; Metazoa; Chordata; Mammalia; Primates; Cebidae. Gene Ontology annotation, molecular function: actin binding.
AUUAUAACUACCUGCCUUGUUGUGCAGCUCAGGAUAAAAGUGGGGUUGCAACAAGCUCUACUGGAGCAGCCUUCGUGAUUAGAAAGCGCUCCACACCUGGGAGCCGGGGAGACAUGAGAAUAAUUUUAAAUGCAAAUUAAAUUGAGGGGGUAGCAGAGAAGAGCACAUAAAAGACAGUAAAACAAAACCUUUCAGUUUUCUUAAAUUAGCAGUCUAAUGUGUUCUAAAGAGCAGCUCCACUCAGAUCUCUUCUUAGGGGUUGCAUUUCAUCACAGUAUAAAUGGGCAAAUCCAUCACUUCCCUCUGCUCAGUGUUCUUGAAACAAGAGUGAAGGGAAAAUUAGAAGCUGUUCAUUUGGGCUUGUGGGCUCAGAAGCGUCACACUGCUUUGUUCUGUACUCUAUCGUGUCCUGUUGAAAGAGGUCAACAAGUGCCGGGGAGGGUGCAGAGGCUGAGGCUGGCGUCACCUUCCGUUGCUAAGGUAACGUGCUCUGGCCAUUUUAUCUGAUAAAGGAAGUCCAGUGGACUGUAUGCAUUAUUCAUCACUGUUCUAAUCAAACAAUCAAAAUCGUUUAUUUUCACCGGGAAUAUUUAGCAAGAUCAAAGACACUCUGGCUGGAACGGCUCUUGGUUUACCGCCGACAGUUAGCCCUGGGUUUUUAUUUUUUGCAAUAUUCAAGUGAACAUUUUCUCUCAGAACUCCGUGUUUGGAACACCAAGGAUGGAUUACCCCAAAAUGGAUUAUUUUCUGGACGUAGAGUCUGCUCAUAGACUCUUGGAUGUUGAGUCAGCUCAAAGAUUCUUCUACAGCCAGGGAGCUCAAGCUCGCCGGGCGACCCUGCUCCUGCCUCCCACAUUAAUGGCGGCAUCCUCGGAGGAUGAUAUAGACCGGCGGCCCAUCCGGAGAGUGCGCUCCAAGAGCGACACGCCAUACCUCGCGGAGGCCAGGAUCUCCUUUAACCUGGGGGCAGCUGAGGAAGUGGAGAGGCUGGCGGCGAUGCGUUCUGACUCCCUGGUCCCGGGCACCCACACCCCACCCAUCCGCAGGAGAAGUAAGUUUGCCAACCUGGGAAGGAUUUUCAAGCCUUGGAAAUGGAGGAAGAAGAAAAGUGAAAAGUUUAAGCACACAUCAGCAGCCCUGGAAAGGAAAAUAUCUAUGAGGCAAAGCAGAGAAGAGCUGAUAAAGCGAGGAGUCCUUAAGGAAAUCUAUGAUAAAGAUGGGGAACUCUCCAUAUCCAAUGAAGAGGACUCCCUGGAAAAUGGGCAGUCCCUGAGCUCCAGCCAGCUGUCUCUGCCUGCCCUGUCCGAAAUGGAGCCAGUCCCCAUGCCCAGGGACCCCUGCUCGUAUGAGGUGCUCCAACCUUCAGACAUCAUGGAUGGGCCAGUGUCUGAAGAGAGUCCCUCUGCCAGUGAGUCUGGAGUCCUCCUGUCCCAAGAUCCUUCAGCCAAACCAGUCCUGCUCCUGCCCCCCAAAAAACCUGCUGCUUUCCCUGGAGACCAUGAAGAGACCCCAGUGAAGCAGCUGCCCCUUCUCAAGCAGCCCCCGGCCCUGCCUCCCAAACCCACUACCAGGAUUGCCAACCACUUAACAGAUCCUGGUGCCCCUGUGAAAUUGCCUUGUCUGCCAGUGAAACUAUCGCCUCCGCUACCUCCAAAGAAAGUCAUGAUCUGUAUGCCUGUGGGGGGGCCAGACCUCUCGCUGGUGUCCUACACAGCCCAGAAGAGUGGCCAGCAGGGUGUGGCCCAGCACCACCACACCGUCCUGCCGUCCCAGAUCCAGCACCAGCUGCAGUACGGCAGCCACGGCCAGCACCUCCCCUCCAGCACCGGCUCCCUCCCCAUGCAUCCCUCGGGCUGCAGGAUGAUAGACGAGCUCAACAAGACACUGGCCAUGACCAUGCAGAGGCUGGAAAGCUCUGAGCAGCGGGUCCCCUGUUCCACUUCUUACCACAGCUCUGGGUUGCACUCGGGUGACGGGGUCACCAAAGCAGGACCUAUGGGCCUUCCAGAAAUACGACAAGUGCCAACUGUUGUGAUUGAAUGUGAUGACAAUAAGGAAAAUGUGCCUCACGAGUCAGACUACGAAGACUCUUCUUGCCUGUACACAAGAGAAGAGGAGGAAGAGGAGGAGGACGAAGACGAUGACAGCUCAUUAUACACCAGCUCCCUGGCCAUGAAGGUCUGCAGGAAGGACUCCUUAGCCAUCAAACUCAGCAACAGGCCCUCCAAGCGAGAGCUGGAAGAAAAGAACAUCCUUCCCAGGCAGACAGAUGAGGAGCGGCUGGAGCUGAGGCAACAGAUUGGCACCAAGCUCACCAGGCGGCUGAGCCAGAGGCCAACUGCAGAGGAACUGGAACAGAGGAACAUUUUGAAACCUCGGAAUGAACAAGAGGAACAGGAGGAGAAGAGAGAGAUCAAGAGGAGGCUAACCCGAAAGCUCAGUCAAAGGCCCACGGUGGAAGAGCUUCGGGAAAGGAAGAUCCUUAUCCGCUUCAGUGACUAUGUGGAGGUGGCUGACGCUCAGGACUAUGACCGCAGGGCAGAUAAGCCGUGGACCCGCCUCACCGCUGCCGACAAAGCUGCCAUCCGCAAGGAGCUCAAUGAAUUCAAAAGCACUGAGAUGGAAGUUCAUGAAUUGAGUAGACACUUAACAAGGUUUCACCGACCUUAACAGUCAAAUUCCUCUUGAGUGCUAUGCUGUCUUCAAAACAUAAAUUUAUAAGAACCGUAAGUGCUGGUAUUUAUUCACUUCCCCAUUACGAUGUAAAUCUUCUGAACUGCCUUUUUUAAAAAAGAAGAAAAAUCAAGGAAACACAAUCAGGAUAUUAUGUGUGAAAACGCGAAAGUGAUGGCUCAGGGGUCCGAGCCGCUGGUCCCACUUCUGACACCAAAAUGCGUCCCAACCCCCGGCAGUGCCAAGGGCAUUGGCAGGGCCCUGACUGAAGACUUCCCGGCAGGUGGAACAGUCCUUGUCCUCUCCAACCAGGCCCAGCAGGCACUGCCUUCAUGAAGUCUCCAGCAAACCUCUUCCUCACAAGUGUCUGUCACCUGAGUCCAAAGAAAGUUGAAAGGGUGGGUUUGUUUUAUGGCGGGGGGUACUGUGCAAAGCUAAUGAUCUGGUUGGACUUCUACACUUGGCCAAAUGUACUGGCUCCAGACAUGACAUCUGGCUUGGGGGCCCUUUGGAGGUGACACCAAGAGGGAGGGAGCACUUAUCAGUUGCCCCUGGCUUUUCCCUCCAGCCACCACCCACAAAGUGAACAAAAGGUAAGGGCCCAUUUCUGGGAGAGCCUGGCUGCCUCCUGGCAAUAAAGGCUGGCACUGAGCAUCUAUCCUGCCCCCCGCCUGAGCUGAGCUGCCUUUCAGGAAGCUCUGGUUUAGAUGGGGAAAGUUGUCAUGUGCUCAGUUCAAAUAAUCAACCCAUCUGUGUUCAGA